UUGCUGAGUAGAAGACCAUGCCCCGGUUGUGUGCUCACUCUCCGCCUCUCUCCAGUUCUUCUCCUCCAUUAUCAUCCAAUUCAGUCACAAAUGGCCUUCACUUUCUCAGAUCUCCACACUGAAUCAGGCCUCAAGUCUCUCGACGACUAUCUCCCCGGAAAAACUUAUAUUUCUGGGGAUACGAUUACAAAGGAUGACAUCAAGGUGUACGGUGCCGUUUUAGAGAAGCCGGGGAGCUCCUUCCCCAAUGCCAGCAAGUGGUACGAAUGCGUCUCUGCGCAUCUCGCCCCAUACUUCCCUGGAAAAGCAGUUGGUGUGAGAGUUGGUGGCAAAGGUGCUCCAGUUGAAGCCGCUGCGGCCAAGGAUAAUGCUGGAGAUGACGAUGAUGAUUUGGAUCUUUUCGGAGAUGAGACAGAGGAGGAUAAGAAGGCAGCGGAGGAGAGGGAGGCAGCUAAAGCCAAAUCUGCCAAGAAGAAAGAAAGUGGGAAAUCUUCUGUUCUGUUGGAUGUGAAACCUUGGGAUGAUGAGACAGACAUGAAGAAGCUUGAAGAGGCUGUUAGGAGUGUUGAGAUGCCUGGUCUCUUGUGGGGAGCAUCAAAACUGGUUCCAGUUGGUUAUGGGAUUAAGAAGAUGCAGAUCAUGCUUACAAUUGUUGAUGACCUUGUUUCUGUGGAUUCACUCAUUGAGGAACAUCUCACAGUUGAGCCAUGCAAUGAAUAUGUGCAGAGUUGUGACAUUGUUGCCUUCAACAAAAUCUAAAAAUCUUUUAUUUGUACUUGACAUAGAAAGCUAUUACAAGCCAUUUUUGGCCAUGGUGUAGUAUUUUAUUUCAAUUCCUCUUAGCCCUGGGUACUGUUUAAAAGUGGAAAAGGUGAUCAUUAUGGUUAAUCUAAACUUAAUUUUUGUGUGGCUUGAGACUUUCGUUAAAUUCUAAAACAAGAGGAUGGUUAUUUGUUAUUA
This is a messenger RNA of Mangifera indica (mango), 960 nucleotides long. Its product is annotated as elongation factor 1-beta-like. Gene Ontology annotation, biological process: translational elongation. The record is from RefSeq and is a predicted model, not a curated record. The transcript has 6 exons. The coding region runs from base 91 to 759 and encodes 222 amino acids. Gene Ontology annotation, molecular function: guanyl-nucleotide exchange factor activity; translation elongation factor activity. Lineage: Eukaryota; Viridiplantae; Streptophyta; Magnoliopsida; Sapindales; Anacardiaceae. Gene Ontology annotation, cellular component: eukaryotic translation elongation factor 1 complex; cytosol.